Messenger RNA from Coffea arabica (coffee), 659 nucleotides. Lineage: Eukaryota; Viridiplantae; Streptophyta; Magnoliopsida; Gentianales; Rubiaceae. The record is from RefSeq and is a predicted model, not a curated record.
GUUGAUUCUACAACAGAUGAAGAGCAAAAUAAAGGCUUUUUUAGAGCUGCAUAUGUCAUUUCAGGGAUCCUGCUGGUGCCAUUGACUCUCGCGCUGACCAUCUUUAUGUUUUGGCGUGUUUAUCUUAUUAUGCAAAACAAGACCACAAUAGAGUACCAUGAAGGUGUGAGAGUUAUGUGGCUUACUGAAAAAGGAGGUUAUCUGUAUUCACAUCCAUAUGAUCUUGGUACUUAUGAGAAUAUGAUAUCAGUUUUAGGUCCAAAUAUCUUUUGCUGGGUAUGUCCCACCUCAGAGCAGAUUGGUUCUGGCCUUCGUUUCCGCACCAACAAUCUGAUGGUCCUAUAUCAUUUAUUGAUGGCAAUCAAAUUAUGGUGUCCGCAUGCUUUCUUUUUGGAAAUACAGCCAUUAAAAAAGUGUCUUGUGUAGCUCCUCCUUACAUCCACGUUGUUGCAGAAGUAGUCAAAGUUGACUGGACUUCUGAAGCAGUCAGAUGUAAAAUAGGACCCUCCUUCUCAUGCCUUUUUUUUUUUUCUUUUCAAAAGUACCAUCCUCAUACAAUCAUGUACAAAUGACAGAGUUCCAGGCUAACUCACAGCAACUUCAAGUAGAAGAGAUAGGCCAAAAAUUGUAACUUAAAGAUGUUGUAAUGUUGUGACUCU